ACUACCAGAACCAAUCGACCCCAAGAUAUAUAUAUCCACCAAAUCUACAUACACAUAUUUAAGCAUAUAAUGACAGAUCCAGCCGAGCCCCCAAACUUCCACUCCCCAGCCAACAUCUUCCUCCAAAAAGAAGUCUACCGUCUAGGCUCCCAACCAGGCCUCCGCUCUCUCCCUCCCAGCCCCGAACGCGACUUUAUCACCCUAACCUGGGGCCCUGUUAUCUACCGCACUACAUACGCCCCGGAGUCCCAGCGUCUCAUCUUACUAUACCUGCGCGGCCUGAACGAGACAAUCCGUAAAUCCCUCUCGCGUGUUCUUGAGGGGAGUUCUGAGCAACUUGCGCGGCUUGAACAAUGUUACUCGUCUAAGGUGUUUAGUUCGCAGGAGACAUUGCAUGGGGUUGAUGAGGGGUUCGUCCGGGAUGCAUUUCAUGAUUGGAAGGUUGCGCUUUCUGUACCGGCUAUUGAGUUGCCGGUGCGGUUGAGGGUGUGUAUGUUGAUUGACGAUGCGGUGCUGGCGGCGAUGACGGGGAUUGUGGAUGAAGCGGCGAGGGAGGUCGAGGAUGUGGAUAUCUCACGGUGUCCUAUUAAGGUCAUUGAGGAGAACUUUCCGGAUGUGAAUCAUCCCGAGUCUGUCUCGGCUGCUGACGAUGAGCCCUAUUUCGGAUCGACGACGGUGGUGCUGGGUGCGUUGGUUGAGAUGUAUGAUGGGUUGCGACAAGGGAAGCUGCUGGCAGACUACCAUAAACAGGGGCAUGUAUAUCUCGGUGAUGGGAAGUGGAAAUGACAUUCCAUUGUACUAUAAUGUAUAAUAUCAUCGUGUACUUUACUCCAAGAUCUAGAAGGCUUCA
This is a messenger RNA of Aspergillus glaucus CBS 516.65, 850 nucleotides long. RefSeq lists its product as uncharacterized. NCBI's taxonomy places the organism in Eukaryota, Fungi, Ascomycota, Eurotiomycetes, Eurotiales, Aspergillaceae. The record is from RefSeq and is a predicted model, not a curated record. The transcript has a single exon. The coding region runs from base 70 to 786 and encodes 238 amino acids.